This is a messenger RNA of Morone saxatilis (striped sea-bass), 1119 nucleotides long. RefSeq names its product PI-PLC X domain-containing protein 1-like. Lineage: Eukaryota; Metazoa; Chordata; Actinopteri; Moronidae. The record is from RefSeq and is a predicted model, not a curated record. The transcript is spliced from 7 exons. Gene Ontology annotation, molecular function: phosphoric diester hydrolase activity. Bases 153 to 1085 code for a protein of 310 amino acids. Gene Ontology annotation, biological process: lipid metabolic process.
GCUAGUAAGUUGGUAACUUGAAUACUGAGUGUCUUGAAGAGUACCAUAAGACUAAUCAGGUUUAAGACAAAAUCAGUUGUUUGUACACUUUGCACUGUCACAUCUGAGGUAAUAAAGAACUCAAGGAAGAAGCAAGGAAUCACCUUGGCAGGAUGCCAAUGUCUGCAGCAGAAGUCAAAAGCUACUGUGACUGGAUGUCGCAACUACCAGCUGAUCGUCACAGCGUUCCUCUUUCUGAUCUAGCCAUACCAGGUAGCCACGACUCAAUGAGUUAUGACUUGGACAUCAACUCCUCUAUAAUAGAGCCUGAUAGACUUAAAAAAUUCAGCAAGAUUUGUUGUGCACGUAAAAUAGUGCGCAAAUGGGCAAUGACUCAGGAGGAGACCAUUACAAAGCAACUGAAUGCAGGAGUUCGCUACUUUGACCUGAGGAUUGCUCGCAAGCCAAAUGACCCCAACCCCACAAGGCUUUACUUUUACCAUGGGCUGUGCACACGCACUGAUGUGGAGACUGUUCUCAAGGACAUAAAUGACUGGGCAGAGAGGCACCCCAAAGAGAUCCUCAUCCUCGCUUUAUCCCACUUCAAAGGGUUCGACAAAAGCACUGAGAAGCAGCUCCACCCCCAUCUUAUCAAAUUCAUCAAGACCUUGUUCGGAGCCAAACUCAUCCCUAAAGAGCAGCCCAUCCCUACCCUGAAGAGCUGCUGGGACAAAGGCAGAAAUGUCAUAGUUUCGUAUGAUUAUGCAGCAAUUCAGGAUCCUGAGCUCUGGCGUAAAAUAUUGUAUUACUAUGGCAAUAAUAUGAACCCCACAGAAGUUGAAUCAAAACUUCAAGAGGAUUUGAAAAAUGGAAAACCUUAUGGUUUCUUUGUGUGUGGCUUGAACCUGACACUGCCAGAAGAUGCCAGGAUACUCAAGUACGUCCUUCGCCUUUGUGACAACUUUCUCAACGUCGUACGGAGGAGCCUGCCGAGACUGCUGCAGUGGGUCACAGUGCAAGCUGGCAAAAUACCCAUGAACAUUGUCGCCUCAGACCUGGCGACUCAUGGCGACUUUGUCCCAACGGUUGUCAAGCUCAACAUUUAGAAACGUGUGUGAAUUAAGCAAAGAGGAAACAGUA